AUGACUGCCUUGGUUAAUGAUCUGAUACCCGCGACACAGCUGGCUGACACCGAUGAUGUUGAAGCUGGGGAUGAUGACAUUGGCGUCGAAGUCCAGAUGUCAGUUGCUGGUGGUCCAUAUGGGUCUUUUCACGAGCCCAUCCACGAAUCCCUCACUCUAUCUGCCCUGAUCAGUAGCAACUCUGGAGUUUCUCCAGGCACCACCGUCAAAAAUGCCAGUAACCAUGACUGGGAGUACAUUCGGGGCGCAAUCUGGAAUGAUGACCCUGACUGUCAGCUGUUUGACGAUUCUGAGAACCAAAACCAUUCAUACGCUCUUGGUGCUGCUUGGUACAAAGCCUACCGACAGGGACAAACCGAUUGGAAUCCCAAUGCUAUGGAAAUUAACAGGUUCCGGAACCCUAUUGGUCGUUCUCACUACGGUGAUCUUCAGUUUCUACAUUGCAUGGCUUCAGUCCGUGGCGAGAGCCCGGAUGACACCAAAGCAAAGAUCAUGGUCUGGAUGGAAGUUAUGUACAAGCUGGCGACAGGUGAAGAUGGUAUCAACCCCGAUACGAUUGUUUCAAGCACCAAGCUCGUCAAAUUCUGUCCUCCAGCAUCUCUUCCGCCAUCCUACCUAUCCUUGACCUACUAUUUGGCACAAAAAUCCCGUUUCCAAGGACUUGACAUCAGAAGACGUGCUUUGGGCAGCAUGUUCCAUGUCAUCCAAGACUCGUACGCGAUUGGUCAUGCAAAGCGCGAGCUCAUCAACAAAGAAGACAGGGUCUCCGAAAACCCUCUCAAGUUCAAACAAGGUGUGGCAGACCGUUGGGGACCUAUCAUCAACUUCCACACUUAUUUUGGUCAGGAUGGGGAUUCCCAUUCGCACUACGACCACUCUAACGAUGGAGUUCCCGAUCCCGGCAAUUUAGGAAAUCUAGAGCAGUGGAACAAUCUGAUCGGAUGCCGUGACGCUGCUGAUAAAUGCAAGGAACUGGCUGAGAAGAAGAAGGCUGGAGAGAAAUGGGACAGCGUGAGGGAAUGGCUUGACACUAAAGUUUUUGCCCUGUCGGAGAAUAAGACUCCGUCCGAUAGUUCUGUUUUGUAG
This is a messenger RNA of Fusarium poae, 1086 nucleotides long. RefSeq lists its product as uncharacterized. Bases 1 to 1086 code for a protein of 361 amino acids. The record is from RefSeq and is a predicted model, not a curated record. Lineage: Eukaryota; Fungi; Ascomycota; Sordariomycetes; Hypocreales; Nectriaceae. The transcript is spliced from 2 exons.